CCCCCCCCCGGCUGUAAAACCAGCGGAAAAGAGGGAAAGAACCUGGUUAUUGGAGGAAGUGACUCAGCACUGGAAGCUUCAUCUGCCUUCGUGUAAUGGAAACGCACCUUCGCUCGUCAUGCUUCAGUGGAAAUGCACCUGGACGUCCGGUGGCUAACGGUACGGAGCGGCGGUGACUUGAGUUUGCCGGCGGAUGCGAGCCCGGACGCCCCUUCUGACCCAGCGCCAUGCCAAAGCAACAUGUGCACAGCACCACGCAGCACACGCCAGUGGGAAAGCUGUGGAAAAAGUUGGUGGAAAAUCUUUGGUUUGAGCUCUGAUGUCACCGUUCCGUUUUUAUUUCUUGUUCUAGAUAUUCUGUAACGCGCCGCAGCUCAGAAGAAAAGCUUCUUUUUUUUUUUUUUUCCACUCGAGCUGCGUCCUCUCUGCCCUUUCUUCUUUUCGCAACAGUAAUAAACACGUGAGAACUGCUACACGCAGCUGAGAAAAUGGAUGUUCAGAUUGACUAGUUGAAAACAUGUGGGGCGAAACGAGGGGAGCCCUAUGAGGAGGAGCAACCAGCAGCGUUAGUUCAAGAUGGCCCAAACCAGUUUGCUGCAGGGGAAGCGCUUCUACUGCCGGGAGUGGGUCUUCCACAAGAUCCAGCACUGCCUCCAGGAGAAGACCAACAGCCUGAGCGGAGUGGGCAGCACGCCCAGCCAGCAGCCUCUACCAGGAGGGGGUGCGUCCAUCCCCGGAGCUCCCCUGCCGGGAUCUGUGAAGUCCGGGAACUCCUGGGGCGUGCUGCUGGUGGGAGGACCGGGGAGCGGGAAAACAGCGCUGUGCACGGAGCUGCUGUGGCCCACCUCGGCCCAGGGAACCCAGCGCGGUCUGCACCAGCACAGCCUGGCGUUCCACUUCUGCCGCGCCGACGACUCGGACACGCUGUGCGUCGGCGGCUUCAUCCGAGGUCUGGUGGCGCAGAUCUGCCGCAGCGGCUUGGUGCCGGGGUACGAGGAGAAGGUGCACGCCGCGCAGAGCACCCUGCAGCCCGGGGAGUGCGAGAGGAACCCAACGGAGGCGUUCAAGAAGUGCGUCCUGCUGCCUCUCCUGAGCGUGAAGCCCCCGCAGCAGGCCCUCUUCCUGCUCGUGGACUCCAUCGACGAGGGGUGCCAGCUCGGUGAGGGGGACCAGAGGUCCUCCCCCGGUUCUCCCAGGACCAUCGCCGAGCUCCUCGCCGGUCACCACGAGUUCCUGCCUCCCUGGCUGCUGCUCAUCUGCUCCGCUCGCCGACAGAACAAGGCCAUCACCAAACUCUUCACAGGAUUUCGCAAAAUCAGCCUAGACGAUCUUCGGAAGGCCUACAUCGUCAAGGAUGUGCAGCAGUACAUCCUUCACCGGCUGGAUCAGGAGGAGGCCCUGAGGCAGCACCUGACCAAGGAGACCGCCGAGAUGCUGAACCAGCUUCACAUUAAAAGCAGCGGCUGUUUUCUCUACCUGGAGCGAGUGCUGGACGGCGUGGUGGAGAAUUUCAUCAUGCUCCGUGAGAUCCGGGACAUCCCAGGGACCCUCAACGGCCUGUACCUGUGGCUCUGCCAGAGGCUCUUUGUGAGAAAACAGUUUGCCAAAGUUCAGCCAAUUCUCAAUGUGAUCCUGGCAACUUGCAGGCCACUCACAGUCAAGGAACUGUACCACGCCGUCUGGACCAAGAACAUGACUCUAACUAUGGAGGAAUUUCAGAAAAAGAUGGACAUUCUGGCCAAGCUGUUGGUUGAUGGUCUUGGAAGCACUAAAAUCCUUUUUCACUACAGUUUUGCAGAAUGGCUGCUGGAUGUUAAGCAUUGCACCCAGAAGUACUUGUGCAACGCAGCAGAAGGACAUCGGAUGUUGGCCAUGAGUUACACUUGCAGAGCAAAGCAGCUGAAACCUCUCGAAGUGCAGGAGUUCGCGCUUCACCUCGUCAACUCAAACCUGCAGAUCGAGCCGUUUAAUCUUGCUCUUUGGAUGGUCUGGAAUGGAACACCCACUAAAGACUCUCUGAGCACGUCCAUACCAAGAGAACAGGAGGUUCUGCAACUCCUGGUCAAAGCUGGGGCUCACGUUAACAACGAAGACGACCACGCUUCGUGUAUUGUACAACAGGCACUAGAGCGAGAGGACUCGAUACGAACGUUGCUCGACAACGGAGCAUCUGUGAACCAGUCUGACUCCAGUGGAAGGACUCUGCUGGCCAACGCUGCAUACAGCGGAAACCUGGACGUGGUUAAUUUGCUCAUAUCAAGAGGUGCGAACAUGGAGCUAGAAGACAACCAUGGACAAACAGCACUAACUCUCGCUGCAAGGCAGGGCCACACCAAAGUGGUGAACUGCCUCAUCGGCUGUGAAGCUGACAUAAACCACACGGACCACGACGGAUGGACAGCUCUCCGCUCAGCAGCUUGGGGUGGACAUUCAGAAGUUGUGUCCGCCCUGCUUUAUGCUGGAGCCAAAGUGGACUGUGCCGAUGCUGAUGGGAGGACCGCUUUAAGAGCUGCUGCUUGGGGAGGCCAUGAAGACAUAGUACUAAACCUUCUUCAGCACGGAGCUGAAGUCAACAAAGCAGACAAUGAAGGAAGAACCGCUCUCAUUGCAGCAGCAUACAUGGGGCAUAGAGAAAUCGUCGAGCACUUACUUGACCAUGGAGCUGAAGUCAAUCAUGAAGAUGUCGAUGGGAGGACUGCCCUUUCAGUGGCUGCACUGUGUAUCCCUGCUAGUAAAGGUCACGCAUCGGUUGUAAGCCUUCUCAUAGAUCGAGGAGCAGAGGUUGACCACUGUGACAAAGACUGCAUGACUCCUCUUCUUGUGGCUGGCUAUGAAGGACAUGUGGAUGUAGUUGAUCUACUUCUGGAAGGUGGCGCCGACGUGGAUCACACAGACAACAAUGGGCGCACCCCUCUUCUGGCAGCUGCAUCAAUGGGCCACGCAUCUGUGGUGAACACGUUACUCUUCUGGGGAGCGGCAGUUGAUAGCAUCGACAGUGAGGGACGGACUGUGCUGAGCAUUGCGUCUGCUCAGGGCAACGUGGAGGUGGUCAGAACUCUGCUGGACAGAGGUCUGGAUGAAAAUCACAGGGACGAUGCAGGCUGGACCCCGCUGCACAUGGCUGCAUUUGAAGGCCAUCGCCAGGUUUGCGAUGCUCUUAUUGAACAAGGUGCUCGCUGCUCCGAAGUAGAUAAUGAUGGUAGAAUCCCGCUGAUAUUAGCUGCACAAGAGGGACAUUAUGACUGUGUGCAAAUUCUUCUGGAAAACAAAUCCUGCAUUGACCAGAGAGGAUAUGAUGGUAGGAAUGCUCUCAGGGUAGCUGCACUAGAGGGUCACAGGGACAUCGUUGAACUGCUGUUGAGCCACGGUGCUGAUAUAGAUCACAAAGAUGCAGAUGGACGCCCAACACUCUACAUAUUGGCUCUUGAAAAUCAACUAGCCAUGACCGAGUAUUUCCUUGAAAACGGUGCAAAUGUGGAAGCUUGUGACACUGAGGGCAGAACAGCCCUCCACGUAUCUUGCUGGCAAGGACAUGUUGAAAUGGCGAGGCUGCUGAUUAACUAUCACGCUGACGUGAACGCCUGUGACAACGAGAAGCGCUCUGCUCUCCAAUCUGCAGCCUGGCAAGGCCAUACUAAAGUUGUGCAGUUCUUGAUAGAGAACGGCGCCCAUGUGGAUCAUACAUGCAACCAGGGAGCGACGGCUCUAGGCAUAGCCGCCCAGGAGGGUCACAUCGAUGUCGUGCAAAUACUUCUAGAAAACGGGGCUGACCCCAACCACGCCGAUCAGUUUGGACGCACAGCCAUGAGAGUGGCAGCCAAAGGUGGUCAUUCCAUGAUCCUAAAACUUCUGGACAAAUAUGGAGCCACAACUCUAAAUGGAUGUAACCCUUCCCCUGUGCAUACCAUGGAGGAUAAAACACCAUUAGCAGUCACAGGAAAGAUGCAGUCACUUACCAUCAAAUCGAGUAGUUCUGGCAGCACGGGGGCAGGAGAUGUGCAGUCUUCUGGACGUGGUCUUCCUAUUGGACCAGUCCAUGCGUUCAGUUCACCGUCGGAGUCCCCCGAUUCCACUGUGGACAGGCAGAAGUCCUCCCAGUCAAAUAAUUCCCUUAAGAGUUCAAAAAACUCCUCCUUAAGAACCACGUCAUCUACCGCCACAGCUCAGACUGUGCCGAUCGACAGCUUUCAUGGGAUGACUUUCACAGAACAAAUUCAGCAGCACUCACUGCCCCGCAGCCGAAGCAGACAGUCCAUCGUGUCCCCUUCUUCCACGACCAAGUCCGUCAAUCAGCAGCCAUCAUCUCCAUCAAACGACUUCGACUGGUCUCAGCUGAAACUGGGUCUGAAGUCAGCAAAGGGAACCAAAAUACCAAACGGGACAUCUAACGGCAAAAACACUCUGGGAGACAAAAAGAAAAUUAAAAGCAGCGGAUCAAGCCAAGGUCAGGUUCUGGAGUACGAGAUGACUCAGCUCGACAAGAGAAUGGCCUUCAAUAAAUCUGUGGCUAACAUCGCCGUGAAGGAUCCGCACUGUAAGAUCAUGAUCGGUGGUCCAGUUCAGCAGGAACGAGGCCAGGACCAGUUCUUCAUCCAGCAGCAGAGCUGCGCCGACAAGAAACGGAACGGUAUCGUGACCAACCCCAACUAUCACCUACAGGUGAAUCAGGUGAUCCUGGGGAGGGUAUCGGUUCCUCGAGCUGCUCAGAACCGGGGCCACCAGGACGUGCUGGAAAACUAUCCCAUUGGAGAAACAGAACUAAGCAUUAAACAAGCCCUGAAACUGCAGAUCGAAGGAUCCGACCCAGGUUUCAACUACAAAAAGGAGACCCCAUUAUAACCAGUACUCAAAGGAUGUACCGAAGACAGAGUGACCAUGAACCUCGGUUUAUUCACAGCAGCCGAUGCCGACACUCAAAACAACCUUUAACCAUCAAGUUUGCAGAACCUUCGUUGGUUCUUCUCAGAUCU
Messenger RNA from Nematolebias whitei (Rio pearlfish), 4970 nucleotides. RefSeq names its product ankyrin repeat domain 50 (gene ankrd50). NCBI's taxonomy places the organism in Eukaryota, Metazoa, Chordata, Actinopteri, Cyprinodontiformes, Rivulidae. The record is from RefSeq and is a predicted model, not a curated record. Gene Ontology annotation, molecular function: protein binding. The transcript is spliced from 4 exons. Bases 577 to 4839 code for a protein of 1420 amino acids.